Messenger RNA from Leucoraja erinaceus (little skate), 3186 nucleotides. It is a transcript of the gene mex3b, whose product is annotated as mex-3 RNA binding family member B. Gene Ontology annotation, molecular function: RNA binding. The transcript is spliced from 3 exons. The record is from RefSeq and is a predicted model, not a curated record. Bases 231 to 1931 code for a protein of 566 amino acids. NCBI's taxonomy places the organism in Eukaryota, Metazoa, Chordata, Chondrichthyes, Rajiformes, Rajidae.
GAUUCGGGGAGAAAGGCUCGAUUCUUGGAGCCGAGUCCUUUCAGAUUGUGUGUGUUUUUUUAAGUAUAUUCCCAGCGACUGCAUGAAAAUAAACGAGCCCAUGCUGCAGGUCGCAUAGUUUCAUUGUUCUCUAGUAGUAUAUGGGAGCAGGGAGGAGGGGGUGGUAGUAGCGAGAGUGAAGGAGGGUCCCGUCCACCCGCCGCUGCCUCCUCCCUCGCCGCCCCGGGCCAAUGAGGCGGCGAGCAGAUAACCUCUGGCCGCCGACCUUGCCGUGUGUGCCUGAUGUCAUGGGGCCGCACUGCUCGGCAGCGUUGCCGGGGCUCGGGCUGCAGCGAGGCGCGAUGCCGAGUUCGCUUUUCGCCGACAUGGAGCGGAACCCCAACAACAACAACAACAACGGCGGAGAGACGCUAGAUGACCAGAGAGCGCUACAGAUCGCCCUCGACCAGCUCACGCUGCUGGGGCUGGAUAACGACGAGAGCUCCAUUUACGACAACGAGCCGAGGAAGAAGAGCGUCAACAUGACCGAGUGUGUGCCGGUGCCGAGCUCGGAGCACGUCGCCGAGAUCGUGGGCCGACAAGGUUGCAAAAUCAAAGCUUUGCGGGCGAAGACCAACACGUACAUCAAGACGCCGGUGAGGGGGGAGGAGCCGGUGUUUGUAGUGACCGGGCGCAAGGAGGAUGUGGCGAUGGCUCGGCGGGAAAUCAUCUCUGCCGCCGAGCAUUUCUCAAUGAUCCGCGCGUCCCGCAACAAGAACACGGCGCUGAACGGCGCGGCUCCCGGCCCGCCCAACCUGCCCGGACAGACCACCAUCCAGGUGCGGGUACCCUACCGGGUGGUGGGGCUAGUCGUGGGGCCGAAGGGCGCCACCAUCAAGCGCAUCCAGCAGCAGACCCACACCUACAUCGUCACCCCCAGCCGCGACAAGGAGCCCGUGUUCGAGGUGACGGGCAUGCCCGAGAAUGUGGACCGCGCCCGGGAAGAGAUCGAGGCUCACAUCGCCAUGAGGACAGGCGGCCUGAUCGAGCUGACGGAUGACAACGACUUCCACGCCAACGGCACGGACGUGGGCUUCGAGCUGAACGGAGCGGGCGGCCUGUGGAGCAAGCCCACCCCUGGCCGCAAACCCUUCUGUAACUACCGGCACGACAGCGCCAGCUCCCUGGGCAGCGCCUCCACCGACUCGUACUUCGGCCCGACCCGCCUGGCCGACUACAGCCCACCCGCCGCGCACUACAGCGCCAACGGCGGCCCAGCCAACGGCUUCGCGUACGGGGGCGACGCGCUGCCCGCCGACAGUGAGCGGGACCUGGGCUUCGAGUCGCCCAGCUUCGACCCCGCGCCCGCCCCGCCCGCCUCUGCCCUUCUGUGGUCACAGUACGAGCGGCCCGGCCCGGCCCCCGCCCCGACUAACGGCGUCUACCCGCCCGCCACCGCUAACGGCGGCCCCGCCAGCCAGCAGCAACGGCGAGCCGGCCCUCCUCGCCUCUCCCCCCCGCCACCUCCUCCCCCUCCACCGCCGCCUCCACCCCCUCUCCAACCCGGCGCCGGCCACGACCACCACCCGCUGGCCCGCCGGGUCCGCAGCGACCCUCUGUGUGGGGUGGGCUCGCCGCUCGGCCUGGCGCCUUUCCCGGGCAGCGGGGUGGGGGUGGGGGCUCAUCUCCCGGCCGGGCCACUGACCGAGGCCGGCGGCUCCCGUUCCUCGUCCUCAUCCUCAUCCUCAUCAUCCUCGUCCUCGUGUAGCAUGCGGAGGAAGGGCAGCCGCGACUGCCUGAUGUGUCUGGAGAGCGAGGUGAUCGCCGCCCUGGUCCCGUGUGGCCACAACCUGUUCUGCAUGGACUGUGCGACCCGCAUCUGUGAGAAGCUGCAGCCGGAGUGUCCAGUCUGCCGCAAGGCCGUCACUCAGGCCAUACGUAUAUUUUCUUAAAAGGCGAACAAACAAACAAACAAACAAACAAACUCCUUUGAAAUACCGCAUCCUGAAAAGUUAGCAAAAAAAACCCGACAUCAUCAAACAUAUCGCGUUUAUUAUGUGAAAUCCGCAGGUUUAUGAGAAUUCUAAAGCAGAAUUGCAUUACAGAUUGAAGUAUUUUAUUCUUUUUUGACUUGAAAAAUUAUAUUUCGUAUGGCAGAUGUUUACAAGUAUUUUAAUUUAAUUUCAGUGAAACUUUUUUGUAGCUGGGUUAAAAAAAAACGUUUUUUAUUUUCGGAUGGCCUUUUAACUAGGGCGCCACGAACACUGUAUGGUUUUGUUAGUGCUCACACAAUACUGUUGCCUGACUGAGACCGCGCCGAGCAGUUUUCGGUGGGAAGGAGGGGAGGGGGGGAUCAGCAAAAAAAAGUGAAAGAGGCUUUUAAAGAAACAAAAAAACCGCAACACCCAGCAUAUUUUCUAGUCAUUGAUAUAAAACAUAUUUUAUUCUAUAUUAUUACGAAAUGAAAUUAUAAAAGUAGCAAGAAUCAAUGAAAGUAAACAGUUAAGCUUUCUAACAUUUAUAUAAGUAGAAUCAAGUGAAAAUUUACAGAUUCUGUUGCACCACUAUAGUUUUUAGUAUUUCUAUUUUAAUACAUUUGUUUACCACUCGUUUAUGUAUAUGUAGGUGAAGUUACUUGAUCGUAAAUGUACUUUAUUGAGCAAAGUUUAAAAACGAAAUAUAUUUUAUUUUAUGAUAAAGGGCCUUUAACCUCAUGGUCAAAUACUAAUAUUAUAUUUGCUGAGACAAGAAUUGAAAUUGUAUCAAGAGUUUUAUUUUUCUGACAUUUAAAGUUCUACAUAAUAAAGGUAAAACUUAAGUAAUGGUGCUACUUCAUGUUUUUUUAAGUAUUUCUAUAUAAAUAAAAUUGGUACAUGGAAUCAAUAAUUCUCGAAGCAUCUGUUGGUCUUAAUAUACUGCAUACACUUGUCAGCCAAGUGCCAUUGAGAAAGCAACACAACCUCUUUUAAGUAAGAAAUUUGUGAAUGGGUUAAUGCUAUGACAACGUGAGAUGAUAUUUGCAUCAGUACAAAGUAUCUGAUUAUGUAUGCUCACUAUAGAUCUAUUUAAGAAACUGUAUUAUAGUUGUGCUAAGAAAAUGUGAAUACAUUAGUGUACUACAGAUGCAUUAAUAGUUGCUGCAUGUGCUGUUUGGCUUGUAGUUCAGACCGUUAAUUUGCAAUAAAUGCCAAUUGAAUUAUUUUUAAA